GUCCAAGCUGCCACCUACCAGCCCAGCAGUGGACAGGAGAGGGGAGCUCUUGGCAGCUGGGGCUCCCACAUGGCCCUCUGAAUGUCAUUCUUUUGGGGCACCUGAGGCAGCAGAGUCUCCCCACUUCACAGCACUUUUAAGGGGAUGGCUAUCUUCACCCGCUAUGAGGCAUUGAGAAAGGAAAUCAAGGCCCUUGUGGCUGAGAACGAGGAGCUAAAACAGCUGGUGCUCCUCCUACGUGAGAACCAGGAGCUCAAGUCCGUCCUUCACGACCAAUUCAAUGAGAGGAACCUGCUGCCGAACUUUGAAUCCACCCGGCUGGACCAGCAAGAACCUUUAUUGAACCAGGCCUUCCUUGACGCUUCCAACUUGGACCAAUCCCAAAGUUCCCCGAGCACCAUCCUGCGACUGGGCAUUCGACAACGACAUCCAUCUGGCCUCACAGCCCAGCUCACCACACAGUAUCCUCCACCGCCCCCUUCUCCACCAGGGGGAGGAGUCAUGGCUUCCACGCCACGGGGGCACAGCCCUCCCCGAUUCCAGGUCUGCUCUCCAAGCCCCGUAGGCUCCACUUCCGGUGUUGGCGGUGCAACAAUCUCGCUUCAAAAUGCUUCUCAGCGGAGCAGCGGCAGCUCAAUUGUCCCGCGGGGCUACUGCUUUGAGUGCCCCAUCCCAUGGCACCCCCACUUGCCAGGUCCCUCUACCCCUGGGGGAGGGCUUCCCCUCACCAUGCCAGCCAGUCUACCCAACUUGCCUGCCACCACACAGCCAGGCGGGACCUUCAUUUCCCCCGGCAACCUCACCAGCACCCAGCUCACCCCCGUCUUCCCUGGCAGCAGUCUGCCCAACCUUCCUGCUGCCAGGCAGGUAGGGGGGACAUUCUCCAUCCCUGGCUCUCAAGGGGGGAUGCCCCACUGGUACAUUGGUAGCUCUGAGAUCCCCAGCACCCAGAACCUCUCCCAGCUGCCCUCCGUCUUCUACAGUCCCACCAGGCCCACUGCUGGACAAGGAAGGGGGACGUUCUCCAUCCCCGGCGAUGAAGGGUUGCCCAAGUGGUAUGUUGACACUGCCGAGCUCCCCAGCACCCAGAACCUCUCCCAGUUGCCCUCUGUCUUCUACAGUCCCACCAGGCCCACUGCUGGACCAGGAAGAGGGACGGUCUCCAUCCCUGGCGAUGAAGUGUUGCCCAAGUGGUAUCUUGACACUGCCGAGCUCCCCAGCACCCAGAACCUCUCCCAGUUGCCCUCCGUCUUCUACAGUCCCACCAGGCCCACUGCUGGACCAGGAAGGGGGACGAUCUCCAUCCGCGGCGAUGAAGUGUUGCCCAAGUGGUAUCUUGACACUGCCGAGCUCCCCAGCACCCAGAACCUCUCCCAGCUGACUUCCGUCUUCGGCAGCCCCAUCAGGCCCACUGCUGGGCAAGGAGGGGUGACAUGCUCCAUCCCCAGCACUCUAGGCAGUCUCCAGCCACCCAGCACGCAGAACCUGUCGCAGCUCACCUCCGUCUUUGGCAGCAGCCUGCCCUCCACCCAGCUGAUCUCCCAGCUGCCCUCUGCCUUCCUCAGCCCUACCCAGCCUGCUACCGCUGGGCAGGGAGGGGGGACUUUUCCCUUUCCCUGUGCUCCAGGGAGUCCCGAGGCGCCUAGCACACAGAACCUGUCGCAGCUCACCUCCGUCUUUGGCAGCAGCCUGCCCUCCACCCAGCUGAUCUCCCAGCUGCCCUCUGCCUUCCUCAGCCCUACCCAGCCUGCUACUGCUGGGCAGGGAGGGGGGACUUUUCCCUUUCCCUGUGCUCCAGGGAGUCCCGAGGCGCCCAGCACACAGAACCUGUCGCAGCUCACCUCUGUCUUUGGCAGCAGCCUGCCCUCCACCCAGCUGAUCUCCCAGCUGCCCUCUGCCUUCCUCAGUCCUACCCAGCCUGCUACUGCUGGGCAGAGAGGGGGGACUUUCUCCAUGCCCUGUGUUCCAGGGAGUCCCGAGGCGCCCAGCAUGCAGAGCCUCUCCCCACUGCCCUCCCUCUACAUGAAGCCCACUGCUAGACCAAGAACGAGGAUAUUCACCUUCCCUAGUGUUCCAUGCAGCCCUGAGCUGCCCAGCACCCAACAGGUCACUUUCACAGGGGACAUGCCCUCAAUGACCCUCCCCACUCAGCAGCAGCCCUUCCAGCCCAUCGAGACCUCAAGCCCCAUCCAGCCUGCCCAGGGAGGGGGGACUUUCUCCAUGCCCUGUGCUCCAGGGAGUCCCGAGGCGCUCAGCAUGCAGAGCUUCUCCCCACUGCCCUCCCUCUACAUGAAGCCCACUGUUAGACCAAGAACGAGGAUAUUCACCUUCCCUAGUGUUCCAUGCAGCCCCGAGCUGCCCAGCACCCAGCAGGUCUCCCAGCUACCCUCCAUGUACAUGAAGCCCACUUCUGGGGAAGGAGGUGGGACAUUCUAUCCCAGUGGUCAAGGGACUCCUGAGGCUCCCAGCACACAGAACCUGUCGCAACUCACCUCCGUCUUUGGCAGUGGCCUGCCCAGCACCCAGCUGAUAUCCCAACUCAGCUCCCCUUUCGGCUCUAGGGACAUGCCCUCAAUGACCUACCCCACCCAACAAUACCCCUUCCAGCCCAUCGAGACCUCAAGCCCCAUCCAGCCUGUCUUUGGCAGUGGCCCUUGCCCUCCCUCCUACAUGGUCCCCUCCUGGGAUUCUUAUGGCGGUUUGCAGCUCCCACCCCCUAUCAGUGACCCCUUUUCCCAGUUCUCCUCUGAACUCUUUCCCUCGGGACCUGGCACUGGAUCUGACCCUGGGAAGCCCCCCCGGCCUCGGCCACCUGGGCUGCCACUGCCUCCCAUGCCCAGCAUCUCCCCACCGAACCUCUCCCAGUAUUUACGCUUCCCUGGAAACAUCUAUAAUCUCGGGGGGGACCCCAACCAAGCCCCAUACAGUCCUGGCCAAUUUUCUCCCUAUUCCCCGUCUGGCAUUUUCUCCCAGCCAGACACCUGCAGUCCAUUCAGCCCUGGCAGCUCUGUUGGCACAAUUGCCACUCCCGAUGGCAGCCCUUUUUUUUCACUGGCUCCAGGGUCCCCAGACAUGUCCAGCCUCUAUGGGCCGAUGGCGCUAGCAGGCCCAAUGAGUAUUUCUGGUGGCCUAAUGACCCCGUCCGGCUCAUCUGCCUCCAGUGGCACCAGUGUCUUCAGUUCGCUGGCCCCAGACACUUCGAUCGGCACGAUCCCCAGCCCCUACAGCUCCCUGGGCGCCACCAGCCCUUUUCUGCCAGUGCCCCCGGCCGGCUCCCCCGACACAUCCAGCCUGUACGGCCCCAUGUUCCCAGCCAGCUACGUCUCCAGCCUCUAUGGGUCAAUGGUCCCAGCCAGCACCACCAGCUCUAGCAGCCCACUCUUCUUCAGUGCCCCCUCCAGCUUCCUCAGCCCAUUACUUCCAGCUAGCUCUCCUGGCACCAUUUGUGUCCCAUCGCCCAUCCAAUUCUCCCCACUGGCCACUUCACCCGUCCCAGUCAUGAGUCCCAGACCUGUCACUCCUCCCGUCCUGCCCAGCCCCAUAAGCCAAGCCCUCAGCCCAGAGCCCGCUGAGAAGAGUGAUCGACGCACACAAGCCAGUGCCAUGAGCAAAGAUUCCAAGGCUGCGACCUUUGAACGUAUCGUGGGGGAGGUGGCCUUCCAGCUGGACCGCCGCAUCCUUUCCAGCAUCUUCCCUGACCGAGUCCGCCUCUACGGCUUUACUGUUGGCAACAUCCCUGAGAAAAUAAUGCAGGCUGAAAAUGACACCGUCAACCCCCUGACCGCAGAACAGCGGACGGCCAUGAUGGAACGCUACAAUGAAAUCAUGAACCGCCUGAAGCCGCAGAACUACAACCCCACCUUCCACCCCCAGUUCACAGAGCACAUUGUGAACACCUACGGCAUCCUCCGUGAGCGUCCCGACGCCUCAGGCUCUGAAGCUCAGCUGUACAACGAUCCAAGCUACCUGCACGAGGUGAUUACCAGCGUGGUGCCCCAGGACAAGGUGGCUGACUGCCUGAUCCUGCUCAACUGCCUCCGACUGCUGUCCCAGACCGACGGGAAGCCCCUGUUCAUCUGGUGAUCAUGCUGCCCCUCCGCCCCCUUCCUGUCUUGCAACCACUACAAGCGCAAUAAACCAUCUGCGAAA
Crotalus tigris (Tiger rattlesnake) is the source of this 4149-nucleotide messenger RNA. RefSeq names its product spermatogenesis and centriole associated 1 (gene SPATC1). The transcript has 5 exons. The coding region runs from base 145 to 4083 and encodes 1312 amino acids. The record is from RefSeq and is a predicted model, not a curated record. Lineage: Eukaryota; Metazoa; Chordata; Lepidosauria; Squamata; Viperidae.